CUGUUGUUGGGAGUGUUGGGAGAGGAAGAACGUUAAGUUUCAUCAAAUCAUCAUCCAACAAAUUGUGAAUUUUUUCCCAAUGUUAUGGUCAUACUAGAUACACUACUCUUUAGUUUGUCUAUAGUUAUGGUUUAGAGCUUUGAGGUUUUGUUUCCUAGCCCGUGAGAGUUGAGGGAUAUUUGAGAUUUUAUUCCUAUAGUAAUUUUCCUCAAAACAGCCAGGAUGCCUCGAAUAAUGAUUAAAGGUGGUGUUUGGAGAAACACAGAGGAUGAAAUUCUGAAGGCAGCAGUAAUGAAAUAUGGUAAAAACCAAUGGUCUAGGAUAGCAUCUUUGCUGCAUAGAAAAUCUGCUAAACAAUGUAAAGCUCGCUGGUUUGAAUGGCUUGAUCCUAGUAUCAAGAAAACUGAAUGGUCUCGGGAGGAAGAUGAAAAACUCUUGCACUUGGCCAAGCUUAUGCCUACUCAAUGGAGAACUAUUGCACCCAUUAUUGGAAGAACUGCUGCUCAGUGCUUAGAAAGAUAUGAAUAUCUAUUGGAUCAAGCACAGAAAAAAGAGGAAGGAGAAGAUGCAGUGGACGAUCCAAGGAAGUUGAAACCGGGAGAAAUAGAUCCCAAUCCUGAAACUAAACCAGCUAGACCUGAUCCCAAAGAUAUGGACGAAGACGAAUUGGAAAUGUUAUCAGAAGCACGUGCCAGGUUAGCCAACACUCAGGGGAAGAAAGCGAAACGUAAAGCUCGUGAAAAACAGCUCGAAGAAGCAAGACGUCUGGCGGCAUUACAGAAAAGGAGGGAAUUGCGAGCAGCUGGAAUAGAAGUUAAUUCUCGUAGGAAGAAAAAAAGGGGUGUUGAUUACAAUGCCGAAAUUCCAUUUGAAAAGAGACCAGCUUUGGGUUUCUAUGAUACGUCUAAUGAAGCUUUGGAUCCGAUGGCACCAGAUUUUUCCAAAAUGCGUCAACAGCAUUUAGAUGGAGAAUUGAGGACUGAACAGGAAGAGAGAGAGCGUAAAAAAGACAAGCAAAAGUUGAAGCAACGCAAAGAGAAUGACAUCCCGCCCGCCAUGCUGCAGAACGAAGAACCAGCAAAGAAGAGGUCAAAGCUGGUGCUUCCGGAACCGCAAAUAUCCGAUCAAGAGAUGCACCAAGUGGUCAAAUUGGGCAAGGCCAGCGAAGUAGCCCGAGAAAUUGCGACAGAAAGUGGCGUGGAAACCACCGACACUUUGUUGAAUGAUUAUACCUUUACACCACAAGCUACAGCCACACCUAGGACUCCAGCACCUCAGACUGACAGAAUUCUUCAAGAAGCUCAGAAUAUAAUGGCCCUCACACACGUGGAUACUCCUUUGAAGGGUGGCCUAAACACCCCAUUGCACAACUCUGACUUUGGCGGUGUCUUGCCACAAGCACAAUCUAUUGCAACUCCCAAUACAGUGCUGGCUACUCCCUUCAGAUCAACAAGAAGUGAUGGUAGUGCUACACCAGGUAGCACUGUUGGUUUUAUGACCCCCAGGACUGGUGCAGUUGUUCCAGUGGGGAACCAAAUGGGAAAUAUUACCCCUUCUGUCAGGGACAAAUUGAACAUAAAUCCCGAAGAAGGGAUUGUUGUAGGUAGUACACCAGCAGCCCAAAGGUCGUCACAGAAUGUCCUUAAAGAGCAAUUGAAGAUGGGCUUGCAUAGUUUGCCACAGCCAAAGAAUGAUUAUGAAAUUGUUGUUCCUGAAAAUGAGGAAGACGAAUUACUUGAUCAAGCACAUGAACAAAUGGUUGAAGAUCAGGCAGAUAUUGAUGAAAAAUACCAGGAAGAACUGAAAGCAAAACAAGCUCGAGAACUUGCUAGUCGCUCUAAAGUGAUUCAAAGGGAUUUCCCCAGACCACAGGAUGUCAACAUGUCUGUACUGCGCCCACCACAUGAAAGCUAUUCCUUAACUGACCUUCAAAGAGCAGAAGAACUCAUAAAAACCGAGAUGGUUACAAUGCUUCAAUUCGACAAUUUGAAAAAUCCUGUUCCACAGCUGAACAAGAGAACUAAUUUAUCUCAAGCUCAACAAAUGGGUUUUUUGGAACAACACCCAUAUGUAAAUUUCAAAGGUGACGAUUUGGAAGUGGCCAGAAUGAUGUUGAAAAGAGAGAUGGAGGUGGUCAAAGCGGGAAUGAGUCACGGAGAACUGCCGAUCGAGGCCUACACCCAAGUGUGGGAGGAAUGUCUCGGUCAGGUGCUCUACCUGCCCAAUCAGACUCGAUACACUCGCGCCAAUCUGGCCAGCAAGAAGGAUCGGCUGGAAUCAGCGGAGAAAAGGCUUGAGCAGAAUCGUUCUCACAUGGCGAAAGAGGCUAAAAAGGCGAGCAAGAUGGAGAAGAAAUUGAAAAUUCUGACGGGCGGUUAUCAGUCUAGAGCGCAGGCCCUGAUGAAGCAGUUGCAAGAUUCUUACGAGAACAUCGAUCAGGCUAAUCUGGAACUCAAUACCUUCAGAUUCUUGCAAGAACAAGAAAAUAGUGCUUUACCCAGGAGAGUACAGUCUCUCACGGAGGACGUUACCAGACAAAUGGAAAGAGAGAAAGUUUUGCAAAAGAAAUAUGCCGACUUACAAGAUCAUAUCAAAGCAUUACAGCAGCAGUACCAAUAUCUGCAAGAAGAUGUAGUUGUUGCUGCUCCUCCUAGCGUCACCAACCAUCAUGAUGAGGUGUCUUCCACCACCAAUGGAGUAACUGUUAUGGAGGACAGUAGUACCCAAUGAAAUAUUUUAUAAAUUUAUUCACAUUUUAUUUAAUUAAUGAUUACAUUGUGGAAGAAAAUUCUCAAGACUACUUUGCGCCUGCAAAAGCGUCCAUUGACGUACAGGGUGUGUCUUUUGAAAUUGAUUGCCUGCUAAAAUCUUUUUUCUCAAGAUAAGUAAAAGGGGUGUAUAUGAAAGUUGGAUGAAAUAAAUUAAAUUUUGCUUUCAACAUAUUUGUCACGCUUUUAGGUAUCACCCUGUAAACCUUCUGAUAACGGCUAUGGAAAGGCCUCAUUGCGGCAUUCAACUCCCGCAUAUUAUUUUUUUAUAUAAAAAAGUAACGUAAAUAUGGGGGUGGACCUUUUUGGUGGAUAACCCUGUACAAUUCAAAAAUUUUGAAUGGGUUGAUCUGUUUGGCAGGAGGUUGACAGGUUGUUGAAAAUGUUUGAGUGAAAAUAGAUUUUCAAAAAUGAAAAAAGGACUUCCAGGAUUUUAUUCCUAUUUCAUGAUACGUUUCCACCCUGUAUAUA
Molecule: messenger RNA, 3239 nt
Organism: Phaedon cochleariae (mustard beetle)
Lineage: Eukaryota; Metazoa; Arthropoda; Insecta; Coleoptera; Chrysomelidae
Source: the annotation of a GenBank genome assembly